GCGAAAGUGUCCCUCCUGGUCCAGGUACUGCACUCAUGAGACGCAGGCUGCUAUCAUGCCUGACAAACGCAGCGCCUGCACCUGGGCGCUGGGCAAACCGGCCACAGAAUCGCCACAUCGUCACAGCACGAGGGGACCAAAGGCAAAGAUCUUUCCGGACAUUCUGGCUCACGUCGGAGACACGCCAAUGGUGCGCAUCAACAAGAUCAACAAGGAGUACGGCCUCGAGUGCGAACUUCUGGCCAAGUGUGAGUUCUUCAACCCCGGGGGCAGCAUCAAGGACCGAAUCGGACUCCGGAUGGUUCAGGAGGCCGAACGGGACGGCAUCUUGCGUCCGGGUUCCGUGAUCAUCGAGCCCACUUCGGGGAACACGGGUAUCGGCCUGGCGAUGGCCGCUGCCAUCCGCGGUUACCGCUGCAUCAUCGUGCUGCCGGAGAAGAUGAGUCGCGAGAAGGUGGACGUGCUGCGCGCGCUGGGCGCCGAGAUCGUGCGUACGCCCACCAGCGCUCGCUACGACUCGCCAGAGUCUCACCUGUCGGUCGCCUUCAGGCUCUGCAAGGAGAUCCCCGGAGGGGUCAUCCUGGACCAGUACCGCAACCCGGGCAACCCACUGGCCCACUACGACACCACUGCCGAGGAGAUCCUGGAACAGUGUGGCGGCAACGUCAGCAUGGUGGUCAUGGGUGCCGGGACCGGGGGCACCAUCACGGGCGUGGCCCGCAAAAUUAAGGAGAAGCUGCCAGACUGCAAGAUUAUCGGAGUGGAUCCGCAAGGCUCCAUUCUGGCUGUUGGUGCUGACGAACCGGAUGACCCUCGCGUGACGAUGUACGACGUGGAAGGCAUCGGCUACGAUUUCAUUCCCACCGUUCUGGAAAGAGAACUGGUGGACAAGUGGUACAAGUCCAACGACAGCAGCUCGUUCCUCAUGGCGAGAAAGCUCAUCAGCGCGGAAGGCUUGCUCUGCGGUGGGAGCAGCGGGGCGGCCAUGUCGGUGGCCGUGCAUGCAGCAAAGUCCCUCAAGCCAGGCCAGAAAUGCGUGGUUGUACUCCCCGACGGCGUUCGCAACUACAUGACCAAAUUCCUCUCCGACACUUGGAUGGUCGAACGAGGAUUCAUGGAUCUCUCCUCGGAGAUGAGCAGUAAACACUGGUGGUGGAACCAGACGGUGAGGUCCCUCAAGCUGUGCAUUCCACUCACGCUGCUACCAAGCGUGACAUGCCAGGAGGCCAUCGAACUCAUGAGCGCCGAGAGCAUCGACCAGGUGCCUGUGGUGGAUGCCAGCGGCAUGGUCUUGGGAAUGGUGUCCUUGGGCAAUCUGAUGUCCAAGAUUUUAGCUCGUCUGAUCGAUACUGGCACGCCGGUCUCCAAGGCAGCCUAUGACCAGUUUAAAAAGGUGACGCUGGAUACGACUUUGGGAAAGCUGUCAACAAUCCUGGAGCACGGACACUUCGCUCUUGUUGUCGCUGAACAGAUGCAAGUGGCAGGAACGGCGUCAAUGAGGAAAGAGGUGGUCAUUGGAAUCGUGACCAACAUUGACCUGCUGCGAUAUAUCACGAAGCGCGAGAAGCGCGGCGACCUUCACUCGCUGAAGGAGAAAGAACCCAUUGACUGACAGACGACAACGGCCUCCCAGGGACGUCGCCGCCAUGGCCCUCGUUGUGCAUCGCGAGGACCUCACAAGCCACCAAGCGUAGUUGCGUCAACGCACGUGCGUGCAUUGACUUUCGAUUUCGCCGAGGCCCAUACUAAACACGGCCGUAGCUGACGUUUCUCGAGUGCCGCAUUUUUAACAGCUUGAAUGUUUAUUAUAUAUAUAUAUACGUUGUUCCUAUUAAAACCGGUUGAGUGCGUAUGACUUCGGGAUUUAUUACUUCGGUAAUUUCAUCUCAAAUUGUGCAAUAAAAAAUUUUGACCUCCGAAAAUUCUGAAACAAAAUGUAUUUUAGUGGAAAAUGUGACUAGAGCAAACGAGGAAAACAGAAGUACGGAAAAUUUAUUGUUCUUGAGUUUUGCGCUUCGAAAUGGCAGAGCGGAGGUCUUGAGAUUUUUGCAGUUUCACGAGGGACACAUUUUGGAGUCUCGAAGCUUUUUGAUUAUUUUUUUCACAAUUAUAGCUUUUUUCUGUGUGCUUUAAAACUAUGUAUAGAAGGGUCACAGUCCUCUAAAAGUGCGUUAUAUGAUUUAUUUUAUACAAUGAAAAUUCUCGAAUCUUGCAUUUCUGAAAAUAAUAGGACAAGUUUGAAUCAAGCUGGCUUUCGAUGUACAAUCAUUUAAGGCAAAGAAACCUGUCAAAUGAAAGCUUGUAUCUAAACCUAUUAAAAAUUAUAAUAUUGUUAAUUUAAGUAUAGUUUAUAUAGAAGAAACGACAUUGUAAACUUAAAAAGAAAAACUAAAAAUCCAAACGUCAACGUAAUUUUUUGUAUUUUUAUAAUAAAGCGUUUUGGUGUUUUUAAAUGUUCAAUAAAAUUUCUUUGAUAUA
Ixodes scapularis (black-legged tick) is the source of this 2478-nucleotide messenger RNA. Its product is annotated as cystathionine beta-synthase-like protein. Lineage: Eukaryota; Metazoa; Arthropoda; Arachnida; Ixodida; Ixodidae. The record is from RefSeq and is a predicted model, not a curated record. Bases 56 to 1612 code for a protein of 518 amino acids. Gene Ontology annotation, molecular function: cystathionine beta-synthase activity; cysteine synthase activity. The transcript has 12 exons. Gene Ontology annotation, cellular component: cytoplasm.